AUUUGGUCUUUUAUGUGAAAAAGGCAAGUCGUUGUCGUCUUCUUCUUCCUCAAACUCAGAAUCGAAAUGGGAAACUGUAUCUCGCCUUUCACCGGAGGACUUGCUACAACGUCAGGUGUGAAAGUCUUCACCAUCGCGGAGCUGAAGAAAGCGACCAAGGUUUUUGGAGAUCAGGAUAUGAUAAUAGAAGAGAGCUUCGGAGGAGUAGUAAGGGGAUACAUUGAUCCCAAGACUUUAUCUCCUUCCAAGGAAGGGCUUGGCAUAGCCGUCGUCGUUAAGAUGUGCGUCUUGCGAAACGGAUACGCUUUGAAAGAGUGGCUUGUUGUUGAUUUUGACUUUCUACGACUCAAAUCUCAUCCAUGUUUAGUGAGGCUCAUUGGCUACGGUUCGAAUCGCGAUUACUUAUUCCUAGUUUUUGAAUAUUUUCCAAACGGAAGCUUAGAGCGUCACAUCUAUAGAGAGAGUCGUUCAAAGUCAUUGCCGUGGGAGAUUAGGCUUAAGGUUUCCAUAGGCGCGGCUCAGGGUCUCGCCUUCUUGCACUCUAGGAAGAGCACCGGCCUCUACCGUGGAAAUCUCACAGCUUCAAAAAUCCUGCUCGACCCGGACUUGAAAAGCUAGACGCUGCUCUCAGUGAACGGUCGCAUAUUCCCACGAACAAAAAUAAACCAGCUAGAUUUCACUAUGCACCUCCCGAAUACAUUUUCUCAGGCAACAAUCCUCUGCUUCUUUAUCCUCUAGAAAGUUACACUAACUUUUAACAUUUUGCAAUUACUAACUGCAGGAACGAUCCACAUACCACAUGGCGGGGGAUGUGUACAGUUUUGGUGUUAUACUACUCGAGAUCUUAACUGGUCUCGAUAAUCGGCGCAUAAUCCUAGCUAUGCCAUACGAGAUGACAAGGACAACAUUGCAGAGAUGAUUAAUCCAGAUUUAGAGAAUAGCUAUCCUCUUGAAGAUGGGGUGCGUAUGUGCGAGAUUAUAAAACAAUGCCUAGCAGAAGACCCUAAGAAACGACCAUCCAUGCAACAAGUGCUAGAUCAUUUGAAUGCUAUAGCCAAGAUAUGAGGAGAAAAACUAAUGUA
Molecule: messenger RNA, 1082 nt
Organism: Brassica oleracea var. oleracea
Lineage: Eukaryota; Viridiplantae; Streptophyta; Magnoliopsida; Brassicales; Brassicaceae
Product: protein kinase 2B, chloroplastic
Exons: 5
Coding region: 67-618 (183 amino acids)
Biological process (GO): protein phosphorylation
Molecular function (GO): protein kinase activity; ATP binding
Source: RefSeq, a predicted model, not a curated record